GGAGUAUCUUAAAUGUGUCCAAUCACUAUUUACACACCGCAUGACGUAGGUAUAUGCCAAGACUCCCAGGCUACCUAGGUAGGUUGCUCUUAGCUUCAUCCUUUUUCCUACAAAAAGGGAAAGGGUCAGGCAUUAGGACAAAUGGCAAGCCCGAUUGUAAGUACCGUAUCCAACCCAGUACAUCACCUAUAAUGUACUUUGCUACACAACGCAUACCCAAACCUCUAGUCCAUCUCCCAAAUAUUAUUCACCGACUGGUCAUGAAAGGAAAAAAAUAAGGGACCUAAUGACUUAUCAGAUGGAUUCAUACUAGACUAAAGUCGCUAGGACCGGCAGAGUGAAAAAUACGAAAG
Molecule: messenger RNA, 353 nt
Organism: Hypoxylon trugodes
Lineage: Eukaryota; Fungi; Ascomycota; Sordariomycetes; Xylariales; Hypoxylaceae
Exons: 1
Coding region: 54-278 (74 amino acids)
Source: RefSeq, a predicted model, not a curated record